AUGUCCUCCUAUAAACUCACCUACUUUAACAUCAAGGGAGCCAGAGGCGACAGCAUCCGCAUGGCUUUCCAUUACGGUGGGAUCCCCUUCACCGAUGAACGAUUGACGUCAGAGGAAUUCGGUAAAAUCAAGGAGACUCUCCCGUUCGGGCAGGUUCCUAUCCUGACAGUUGACGGGAAGAAGGUGAUUUCUCAAGAAGUUGCAAUCCUGCGUUACAUUGGUCGGUUGGUGGGCCUCUACCCGGAUGAUCGAGAAGAGGCUGUCAGCGUUGAUAUCCCGUUGUCUUUUGUUGAUGACUUGUACUCUAGCGUGCUAGCAUUUUUUGCACCCGAGCAUCCAGGAAAGGAGGUUGUGACGAAGAUGAUGGCGGAGCAGCAAAUCCCGAAAUCGCUUAGCUAUCUCAACAAAUAUCUGGCCAACAAAGCCAGCACUUUCAGUGCUGGGGACAAUUUGACCGUGGCCGACUUGAGGAUUUAUUCGGCGCUGGCUCUUUUCAAAUCAGGAGCGCUCCAAGGCUUGUCCCCGGACAUCGUCGACAAGUACCCCUCCAUCGCAAAACUCUACCAGGCUAUCGAGGGUCAUCAGAAGCUUGCUGGCUGGAAAAGAGCUCAAGUUCAAUAA
Molecule: messenger RNA, 621 nt
Organism: Puccinia triticina
Lineage: Eukaryota; Fungi; Basidiomycota; Pucciniomycetes; Pucciniales; Pucciniaceae
Exons: 3
Coding region: 1-621 (206 amino acids)
Biological process (GO): glutathione metabolic process
Molecular function (GO): glutathione transferase activity
Source: RefSeq, a predicted model, not a curated record